This is a messenger RNA of Gekko japonicus, 5065 nucleotides long. It is a transcript of the gene SH3TC1, whose product is annotated as SH3 domain and tetratricopeptide repeats 1. The coding region runs from base 1 to 4863 and encodes 1620 amino acids. The transcript is spliced from 19 exons. Lineage: Eukaryota; Metazoa; Chordata; Lepidosauria; Squamata; Gekkonidae. Gene Ontology annotation, molecular function: protein binding. The record is from RefSeq and is a predicted model, not a curated record.
AUGGCUGGAAAUCAGAAGUUCGAGUCGUUCGAACCCGCAUCUGAGGACUGGGACGCGUACCUUGCCCAGUUCGAAUUUCAUCUUGAGACCAACGACAUCACCGACGAGGCGAAGAAGAGGGCGAGCCUGAUCAGCUCCUGUGGAAAAGGCACUUUUGACAUCACCAGGUCGUUGGUAGCUCCGGCCGACAUCAAGACGGUGUCGUUCGCUGAGCAGACAAAGAAGCUAAAGACCCAUUUUUCACCCCAACCUUCUGAGAUCGCCUGCCGGCAUGCGUUUUACAAGCGGAGCCAGGCAGGGAACGAGACCAUCACAGAGUUUGUAGCGGCUCUUAGCAAAGCCGCACGACCAUGUAACUUCACGGAUGUGGAGGAGGCCCUCAGGGACCGACUCGUUUGCGGCCUAAAAGAUGAGAGGUUGCAACAGAAGCUAUUCGCCCGCACCACCCUGACCUGGGCAGUGGCCUACAAAAAGGCCGUGGCCGCUGAGGCAGCGGACAAGUCUACAAAAGAGGUCCGUCAGCGGCUGGCAGAGCACAGCAUUCACUCUCAACAUGACAGCAAGGGCGAUGAAGCGGACGAUGACGUCAACGCAAUUCGAGGCAAGCGGACCCCAGCGAAGCCUGCCGUUUUCAAGCCAUGCUCCGAGGGAGUCCACCCCACGGAUGAGAAGGUGUCUGCGAUCCAAAACGCCCCCAGGACGGCGCGCCCGCAGCCAGGGGCCGCGUCGGAAAUCCGCCCGGACGACAAGCGCCCUCCGCCGGACGGAGCCCACGAAGAGCAGCAGCAGGUAGGCGCGGCGCGUCUGGGCUGGGGCGUCGGGGGGAGAAGGCGAGCCGCUGGCGCCCGGGAAGGCGGCCCCCGCGGGAAAGGAGCCCUUCGCUCUCGGCCGCCGCUGGCCCGCCCGGCCUCUUUCCCGGCCAGCCCGUGGAACCGAAAGCACGUCGGGAAGCCCCGGGGGAUGGAGCCCCCACUCGUGGGCGCCGCCGCGGACGCUACAGGGCCCCCGGCCUCCCCGCGCCCUCCCUCCGGCCGGGACCGCGAGGCGGAGCUCCGGGGCGAGAGCGCCCCCGCUGGACCCCGCGCCCCCCACGCCAGGGGGCGGCGGCAGCGGCAGCAGCAGCAGCAGCAGCAGCAGCAGGUUCUGUCUCUGAAGCUAUCCAUGUGGAAACGUAAAACUGGACUUCUUGAUGCUCAGCUGCGGGGAUAUCUGAGGGACCGGCUUCGUCUUCUGGAGAAUGAUGACAGGAAAGCGAGGGCCGUGUUCAGUGAGCUGUCUGCCCGGCUCUUGUCUGUUGAUCCUGAGGAGCAUCUCAUGGGGGUGACAUUCUGGACCUUCGAAGAAAUCUGGAAGUUUGAAACUUACUAUUCCCUAGGGUUUUUAAAGCAUUGCAUGGAGAAUCUGUUGCUUGAUGACUAUUUCUGGCUUUUUACACAAGAGGAGGAGGAAGCAGUUGGAAUUGAUGUCCGUUUAGAUGAAGAAUGCCUUGAUAUGAUAUACAGGGACCUCUUAAUCCAAGAGGGGGCCUUCUUUGUACGUCAUCCUGAAAAUGUCAUAGGUGAGAGAGGAGCUUCAUGUUCUGGAGGCAGAAUUUCCCGGCUGAACUGGGCUGAGAGAGCUUCGGAGGCAGGGGAGUGGGACGCCCUCAUGAGCCGCCUUUCCCAGCCCCUGGCUCCCUUUCACCAAUGGUUUCUGAAAUCAAACACGGACCCUGCUGAUUUUGCUGGGAAAUCCCAACGGGUCGAUCCCCAUCAAGUCGGUCCUGAUGUGGCUGUGGGAUCUUCAGUAGCAAUUACUGGCCAUGCAAGCACUGUGCCAGAGGAAAUUGGCUUCCAGGAAGGAGACAGAAUUGAAAUUAUUGGCUACUUCGUGAAAAGCAUGCAGUGGUUUGUGGGAAGACUGGUGCCUACGGGCCAGAUUGGUUUUGUGCCAAGCACUCAUGUCAAACCGGACACCUUCGAGGGAUCACCGUGGCGGACUUUCUCUGAAGUCGAGCCUCCUUUCCCCCUGAAAGAACAGGCCCUUUCAGAAGAGGAUGUGAUAAAACUCUUGAAACAAACAUCACACGAAGACAUCUGUCAUGUGUACCAAAUAGAUGGACAAGAAGAUACCGAAUUUGAACAAUCCGUGAAGCAAGGGAUGUCACAUUUGCCCCUGAAUGAAAGCACCUGGACAAUGAACGGCAAGGUGGAGCAAUUGCUAAGUAAGGCGAGAGGCUUGUCCGUGGAAGAGAGAGCUGACGGGGAGGAGCCGCCCUCUGCUCUGGACACUGAGGCGGUACCUUUGGUCUCACGGGAGCCUCCUUUCUGUGUAGGCCACGAUGAGAAGACUUCCCAGCCAGAAGUCUCUGAUUCCUUGCUGCUGUUUCUGAACCGGAAAGGGUAUGAGGCCACCUUCCAAAGCCUGUAUGACCUUUCGUUUUCCUUUCUCAAGACUCUGUUUUGUGGCUAUGCCAGUGAGGAAGACCUGACCGAUUACUUAGGCUUGGUGAGGGAAGCCGCAAAACGAGCCCGCCUGCUGUGGGCCUUGGCACGGCUGUGCUGUCUCUUGGGGAGGAUGAGUGUCCGGAAGCUCAAGCUGUCUCAAGCACGAGUUUAUUUUGAAGAAGCCUUGGCGACCUUACAAGGAGACUUUGGAGACCUCUGCCUUGUCACCACUCUCUAUGCAAACCUGGCCGGGAUCUACCUGAGGCAGAGGAACAGAGAGAAAUGUGCCAGCCUCCUCGACAAGGCUGCCGCUUUGCUCAUGGGGGUUCCCAACUACAUCAGCAGCACGGCCAUGGAGUCAGCGGUUCUGAAGCACGCUCUAAAGAGAGCCGUCCUCAGCCACAGCAGGCGUGCAGAAGCCAGAGCCUGCUCCCUGCUAGCAAAGCACUAUUUGAACUUUAAGCAAGGGGAAGAAGCACUGCCCUUCCUGGAACGGCUGCAGCUUCUGAACGAAGAAGUGGGCUUCCAAGACAGCUCCUCGUUAGCAGACGGCUGUUUUCUGCUUGGCCAGCUCUAUGGGCGGAAGUGUUUGCCUCACCUGGUGCUCAGCUGCGCCCAGAAGGCCUCCUCUUGCAGCUCAGGUACUUUGCCCGAGUCUUUCAGAAGCAUCGGCCUCGUAGUUAAAAAUGGCCCCCAGGCUGUGGGGCAGGCACCCCCCGCCCAGAUUGCUCCUUAUCUCAGGCAGAUGCUCCCCUUGCUGGACAGCAGCAGCAGCGCGCAUGGGAAACUGCACGGAGCUGUCUGCGGCACCCUUUCUGUGCUCUGCAGCCGUCACAAGCAGUACAGGAAAGCCAUUGAUUACAUGGAGCAGGGCCUGGAUAGAAAUGUGCAGGCAGGCACCAAAGAAAUCAUUAACCACUUGGCUUUUCUCAGUUGGCUGUACAUUCUCAACAGGCAAAACAUGGUUGCUGUGGAUAUUUUGAAUGCCAUAAUUGAGUCUUCCCAGAGCAGCCAUCAGCAGUUGGGUGUUGCACAUAACAUGCUGGCCAUUGCCUUGGAACGGCUGCAUGACACCAAGCGAGCGGCGGAAAGCUACUAUAAAGCCCUGCGCAUUUCACAGGAGACCGGCAUGAUGCAGAAUCAGGCAGUCGCUUUGGCCAACUUGGGGGUCCUUUGUUGGCAUUCCUCGGCCAGAAGUCUUGGGGAACGCUUCUUGUUGAGAGCAGUCAAGGUGUUCUCUGGACUGCCCAGUGUCGACUGGGGCAUAGAUUUUAUAGAAAUCCUCCUCCGGCUGGGGGGCUGCUAUGCCAAUGGUGCGUGUAAAGAAGCAGCCAGGUGUUGUUACGAAUGGGCAUUCUUGGUGGCCCUGGAAACAGACCAUUUGGAAGGGCAAUCCCAGGCUGUUCGGCAUCUGUGCCAGUUCUACAGUACAGUUUGUCCAGAUGAAGCUCAGUGUCUCCUUUACCACGAGUACCAGCUUUCUUUACUUAGGAAAAUGCCCAACAAAGUCAUGGAGGGGCAGGUGCUGGAAGCCAUCGGCCGGCUGUAUCUGUCUCUAGGCACUGAAAGGGCAUACAGAUCUGCUCUGGAAUACACCAAACAGAGUCUUGGACUGUUCAUUGAUCUUCAGGCAAAAGUGAAGGAAGCACACGCCUGGCUUCAGGCAGGAAAAAUAUAUUAUAUGUUGCGGCAGAAUGAGCUAGUAGAUCUUUAUAUUCAGGUUGCCCAAAAUGCUGCUGUCUGCACUCAGGAUCCUAACUUAGAAAUGGAUUUGUUUGAAGCUUCUGGAGACAUAUUUUUUAAUGGAGACUGGGAAAAGGGAAAAGCCGUGUCCUUCUACAGGGACAAGGCUCUGCCACUUGCUAUUGAGACCCGAAACAGAAACGCUGAGCUCCGCCUCUGCAACAAGCUGGUGGGAUUGCUGUUAACAUUAAAGGCCUAUGAGGAAUGUCUGGGAUAUGCACAAGCAUCGCUAACGCUCAGUGUUGAUUUAGGGAUGCAGUUAAGUGAAAGAGUGGCCUAUCACCGCCUGGCCGUCGUCCACCAUCAUCUGGGGCACAGUGAGCUUGCUGAGCACUUCUACCUGAAAGCUCUGUCCCUCUGCCCUUCCCCUCUGGAAUACGAUGAGGAAGCCUUAUACUACGUGCAGGUCUACCUUGUUCUAGGAGACAUCAUUUUCUAUGAACUGAAGGAUCCUUUUGAUGCCUCUGGGUACUACAACUUGGCUCUUGCGGCAGCCAUGGAACUGGGCAACAAGAAAGCUCAGCUGAAGAUUUACACAAGGCUAGCAAUAAUCUACCACAACUUCCUGGUGGACCGAGAGGUCUCUCUUUCUUACUAUCAGAAGGCCAGAGCCUUUGCAACAGAGCUCAACAUUCACAGAAUUAAUCUAGCCCCUGUGAGAGCAGCACAGGGGCUAGUGAAGAACGUCAAGUGAGAUGCUGACCAUUCCCCUGGUGCCUGCAGAGAGGGCAGGGGAUCUGCUCGUAUAUGGUGCAUGUGCUACUUGCAUUCCAGAAACAGCACUCCAUUUAACUGAGAAGCUAUGAUUCUGCAAAAGUCUCCAAACGUUCACUCGUGUGCACUUUAAUAAAAGGAGUGUGAAGAGUGAGGUGGAAAGAAAAAUCUACAUCUUCUAA